AUACAGGAACGCCUGUUCUCCUGGGUAAAGUGGUGCUCUUCUGUCUCCUUCCCCUGCCCCCACCACACCUAGGAACGUCUCUCCCCUUCCUUCUGAGCCAAGGGGUCUUCUUCACUAACAACCAAACAACCCAGUCAACCGGUGCUGUCUACCCUGGGAGCCUGCAGCAUUAUCCCAGGCGGUUGUAACUGGGAUCUGGCUUGCCACAGGUGAGACAUUCAGCCUUCCCGUGGUACUGGGAGCAAGGAAAGGGACAUAAGGGACACUCCAAAAGCUUGAGGUGCGCUCUCCUGCUCCAUCUGGUGUUAGCGAGGCGGGUCAAAGCCUCGUGACUCAGCUAUUUUCUGUAAGGUCCAACUUGUGUUGGCAACCUUCCUGCUCUUGCACCGUGGCAGGGAGAGGCUGGGUGGUGCCCAGCAGUGAAGCCAAUAGUUGAACAAAGUGUAGUCCGGGGUGGGGCAGUUGGUCCCCAAUGAGGGUGGGUGCUUUUGAGGAUGGGAGGCUUGUGAUACAGUUUUGUGGGCCCAAAAAAAUAGCGUUUAAGCCACUCGUCCCGCCUGAGCCUCAGAUCUUAUUUUCUCGGCUCCACAGUAUUUCCCUAAGAGGGUCUGCGUUGGACCCUGUCUGCAUCUGCUGGCCAGUUGAGUGGGAAAGUUGGUGCACACAGAGCCAAACGACGAGAGCGGACCCCAAACCAGAUCCUCUGAGCCAAACCACAUGGAACUUUGGGGCCGUUAAGACUCAGCCCAAAUCUUUUCAGUGUUUCUCUAGUUCAAACAGUGUAGCAGCCAGGCAGAAGUGAGGCCCAUGCCUGGACUGGAACACUGUUCUGAAGUGACUGACGUCGGCUUGGCCAGCAUGGGUACCAUCGGAACACCAGUGGGACCCAACCAUGCGUAACAGGGAGGCUGAGACCCUGGAGAUAGGGUGGCUGUGGGGCAGGGGAACAGUGCUGGGUUCUGGUGGGUUUUUUUUAAUGUCUUGAAAUGUGAAGAAAUGUAGGUUAGGAGGGGUUCCCACAUGGGUUUCCAAAACCUCAUUCACUGCAACACGCUGCUUCAGUGCACAACUGUGGUGAGCGUCUUCAAAGGGCAGGCGGGUGCCUGGGGUUGGUGUCGGGGUUUCGAGGACACGUCUGACAACCCGUCAAGUGGUAGGAAAUAGAACCGAGCGUGCAGGCUGGGAAAAGCGUGCUGGCGUCCGCUCCUGCAAUGCCUUUGGCUCCGGCUGGGGCCCAGGCCUGCUCGGUACGUUCGGCCCACUGUGAUCCCUGUGUCGCGAGUGGCUAACAGUCUGAGCCGCAUACACGUGCUGCCUUCUGGCCUCGGACUCUCCGGAGGAGGCGUGUCGAAGGCGAAGCUAUCAACCGCAGGUCUGUGCGUGGAUUUACCUGUGCGUCGAUAGAGACACGCCCAAUACGCCAGCUUCUCCGGAGCUAGACAUGGGCAUAAGCUUAGACAGACGUGCACACAGUAGCCACUGGAAUUUAAAAACAAACCAACCUAGAUUCCGGAAAACAUUUUUAUUCUGCCUCCUGUCACUCCACAGCCAGCUUUUAUGGACUCUCUUGCUGUGGGGUGAGGCGGUGACGUAAAAUUGCCCCUAGAGCCCAUUGCGGAGGAGGGGUUGGCUGGGCGUUACACGUGAAGAGGUGGUGCCGUUGGGUCCCCUUCACGGCUGGAGGGGGGUCGAGGCACAGGACUGUUCAUUGGUUGCUCCCAGGUCACACAGGAAUUGAACUAAGCCUGCAGCCCCGACCACCCUGCUUUCUCUUUGCCCUUGCUCCGUAGCCAGGCCCAGGUCUGGCUGUCAGAGCCGGCAGCGGCCAAUGGAGCCUGGCCCAGCAUGGCCACGCUGGAAAGAAGUGGCAGAGGAGUGUGCAGCUUCCUGCUCCAAUGUGGUUACUCGCUCCCAGGUGAGCCCAGGACAGGAACCCUCCCCUCUUCCACCCUCUUUACCCUUUCCUGACUCGGGUGGUGCUGGCUCAUGGGGGCCGCUCAAGGAGGCUGCAGGUGCACCCCGGAGCUGCUUGCUCAGAAGCACCUUGCAUGCCUGCCCCCUGCCUGUGGGAGCCGCAGUCAGGGUGAGCGUCUUACGUCGGAAGGUGGUGGGCGGAAGCUCUUUGAGGUUUGCUGCUGCUGUCUCAGGCUGCUUAGACUCAUAUGUCUGAGUAGAUCCCUCUCUGCUAGGGCGAUGCAGGCGUAUAAAGGCGGUGCCGGCUUCCCUCCCGGGGCUCAGUCUGAGGCUGACACGGCCGGAUUUAGCUGCCGCAUGACAGAGGCGCUCCCUAGCCGGCGCGGCCCAGCCGUUCCGCUUCCCGCCAUGCAGCAGAACUUGAACUACGUCUACCCCCAGAUCUUUUGGGUGGACAGCUGCGCCAGCCCCACGUGCGCCCCGCCUGCGCCCGUCGCCUCCUGCCCGCCGCCCGUGCCAGAGAGGAGGAGGAGGAAACAGAGCAACACCAGGGAUGGUUCGCGCCUCUGCUUCUUGGUGGUUUUUCUGCUGGCCCUGCUGGCGCUGGCCGGAGUGGGGCUGGGGAUGUUUAAGAUCGUCCAGCUGCAGAAGGACCUGGCUGAGCUCCGAGAGCAAAUCAGCACCGGGCACGUCCCUUCAUCUGCGGAGAAGCGCCUAGGACUUCUUGAUGCAACAGCAGAGAAGGUGAUCAAGAAGGCAGCACAUUUAACAGGCAAGGCGGAUCAGAAGGCCCUCCCUCUGGAGUGGGUGACCACCCUCGCACGCCGGCAGCGGGGGCUGGCGAUCAACGAGACGGGCCUGUACUUCGUGUACUCCAAGGUGUUCUUCCGAGGCAAGGUGUGCAGCAGCCAGGCCUUGGACCACGUGGUCUUCAAGCGCAACCCCGCCUACCCCACCAGCCAGGUGCUGAUGGAGGACAAGAAGCUGAACUACUGUGCCGCUGGGAAGAUGUGGGCCCGGGGCAGCUAUCUGGGCGCUUUGUUCAACCUCACCAAAUCAGACAGCUUGUACGUCAACGUCUCUGACGCAGCGCUGGUGAAUUUCGAGGAAAGCAAGACGUUUUUUGGUUUAUACAAACUUUAGAGCUGGCCCCCCAAGAGUCGCUUUCAGCCCUCGCGACUGAUGGGAGCAGGAGCUGGGUACCCUAUGGUCCAGGGGACUUUCACAGAGCCGCUCGGAACCUGUACUGGCCUGCAAGGAGCCCACCCGAAAUCCUUUGUUUGGCCUUUGACAUGAGACCGUCGAAGCGAUCUGGGACCGGUCAGAUCUCCGAGGAUUGACACUUGGACUUUGGGAACUACGUGGCUCGCCCUAGGAAAACCUGAGUGUAGCUGAGAAACACCUGCGAUCGGAAAGGUCUCCUCGAAACUCACUACUCGCUCCAGGGGAGCAGCUGCUACCUGAGAAAGAAGCUGAUGCAUCGGGCCAAAUUCUGCCUUGGGAAAAUGUCAUUUACCCACCGAGCCGGUGUUUGGUCCCCCGGAGAGGCCGAGUGUUUGUGUGCCUCUCCCCCAGGCUGGGGAGCAGGGAGAAGAGGGGCUGUGCAUGUCUGGGGUUGACGUGUGUUUGUGGGCAGAGCAUUGGCGAUUGGGAAAGCCCCUCCUGCUGUUCUCCAGCCAGUGGCUGCUCUUUGCUGCUCUCAUGGAGGCGGGAGGGCGCUGCCUGGCACGGGAUGCCAUCGUUUCUGGGGAGCAUUCAUGUGAUGCGUGGCCAUUUAGCGCCUUACCCUUUGCUCUUGCAAGCGCCGCCGUGUCUGCAGGGGAUGGCGGGGAGCAGGGGAGGGUGUUACUCUGGGAAUGGCUUCGUUCUGCUUCCAGGGCUCCUCGGGCUGCAUGUCAUGGCGGGUAAGAAG
Molecule: messenger RNA, 3826 nt
Organism: Pelodiscus sinensis (Chinese soft-shelled turtle)
Lineage: Eukaryota; Metazoa; Chordata; Testudines; Trionychidae
Gene: FASLG
Product: Fas ligand
Biological process (GO): positive regulation of canonical NF-kappaB signal transduction; immune response; extrinsic apoptotic signaling pathway via death domain receptors
Cellular component (GO): membrane
Molecular function (GO): tumor necrosis factor receptor binding
Source: RefSeq, a predicted model, not a curated record